Molecule: messenger RNA, 5992 nt
Organism: Siniperca chuatsi (mandarin fish)
Lineage: Eukaryota; Metazoa; Chordata; Actinopteri; Centrarchiformes; Sinipercidae
Product: prolactin receptor-like
Exons: 9
Coding region: 310-1851 (513 amino acids)
Biological process (GO): cytokine-mediated signaling pathway
Cellular component (GO): external side of plasma membrane
Molecular function (GO): protein binding; cytokine receptor activity
Source: RefSeq, a predicted model, not a curated record
CUCCAGCUGGGGUUUGGUUGGUCACGCGGGAACAGGUGGAGGAAAAUCUCCUUACAGGGGGGGAGAAGAGGGGGACGCAGAAAUAAACUGCGACGGCAGUGAACGCAUCACACCAACCAACAGCAGCUUGCGGUUUGAUCUAUGACGAGCUCCGUCUCCUCCGCAGGGAGUUCGCCCGGACUACCGGCUGCAUCCGUCAACUACCGGCCGGUCCUGGUCCCGGUGUGGGUCUAUGUUCGAGGAAGGAGGCUGUGAAGCGGCAGCAGGCAGAUCUCCAAGCGGUUUAUUUACUUGAAAGAAGGCGGCAGGAUGCUGUGGCUGCUGCUCUGUCUGCUGCCUCCGGUGGUCUGCAGCAGAACCGUCACCCAGGACGUCGCUUAUAAAGAAAGACACAGCCACGAGGAGGUUGCCGUGACGACGAGGCCUCACAUCUAUUACUGCCGCUCGCCCAACAUGGAGGACUUCACCUGCUGGUGGCAUCCGCUCGACAACCUGACGGACGGAGAGCAGGUCACAUACGUCCUGAGCUACUCCAAAGAUAAGGGGCCCAAACAUGAAUGUCCAGACUACCUGACUGCCGGCCCCAACAGCUGCCACUUCGACAGCAGCCACACGUCCAUAUGGAAGAUCUACUGUAUGAACGUGACCGCCGUCACCGCCUACAGGAACUACACUUCCCAGGAGCACUGCCUGGACGUGGCAGAGAUAGUUCAGACUGAAGCUCCGGUUAACCUGACCUACAUGCUGACGGAUGCCGGCGGGGAUGAGAUGGGCCACAGCGUGCUGCUGUCCUGGACGUACCCGGUGCCCUCCGACCUGCAGUAUGGGUGGAUCACGCUGGUGCACGAGCUGCAGUACAGACGCGUUACCGAACCCGAGAACUGGAAGGUGAAACACCCUCUGCGGGAGCCUCACGUGGAGCUGCUCGGCCUCCCUGUCGGGGACUACGUGGUCCGAGUCCGCUGCCGGUCGCACAACUACGGCCUGUGGAGCAAAUGGAGCUCCACGCUGCUGAUGAGCAUCCCCACCAGGCCGCCUGCAGGUAAACUCCUGGUGCGGAUUCUGGUGUCAGGCGUCGGUGUCGUGGCUCUGCUGGUUAUCGCCUUUGGUAUUAUUCCACAGAGCAGGAGAAUAAAAGACUACUUCCUGCCGCCCAUUCCAAAACCGCGGAUCAUCGGCAUCGACCCGCUGCUCUUGAAGAACGGGAACUUGGACGAAAUCAACCGUCACCUCAGUAACUUCCACAGCUACAAACCUCCGAGGUACACUGAGGAGGUUUGGCACCAGGUCAACGCUGACGACGUCUAUCUCACCACGCCGAAGGGCUGCAGCGACCCGGCCGACCCGACGGACAGGGAGAAGGACGCCUUAAUGGUUCCGUGUGACCUGACGCCACAUCAUCAGUUCACAACCCAAAACCCGUCAUCGUACGUGUCGCCCUACUGCUCCUCGCCUCCUGAAGCGUUCACCCCGUCUCUGAACGUGCCUUCCCUGUGGCCGAGGCCAGAGAUCGUUUCGCUGCCGGGGACGGAGUACAGCGUGAUGGGACAUCCCGGCCUUACCAACGCUGUCCCUGCUCCUGUCGCCACCGCUGCCACCACCAAACGCUCGCCGCAGGAUUUCUACACCUGCGUCCAGCUCAUGAAUGAAAGCGGCGAGGUGCAUCUGGUGCCGUGCCUGCCGCCGAUCAAUUUAGAUGCAGGGGAGGAGGAGGAGGAGGAGAAGAAGAAGAAACUAGCCGUCUACCACGCCAGGACAAACGUGAUGAACCGGCUGAAAGAUGGCGGCGAGGCUGAGAGGAGCGAGGCGGCUGACCCUCUGCUGCCUGUUGCUGUUGAUAACAAGGGCUGAACAGAGAUCCACGAAAACACAAAUACUGUGAAAACUGGUGAACGUGCUAAACAUGGCGACUGUUGCCAUGUUCACGUGAGAAUCUGCUGUAACCUGCUGGUUUGACGCACGACGAUGUUCUGUGGACCAAAAAAAAACAAUGCAGACUCUACGAAACAUAAUUUCUGGUGCAAUGAACAGCAAGUUUUUCUUCGGAAAAGUUCCCCUGGACCUCAACUUCUUUCUGUUUUUGGUAACUGUGGUCACCUGACCAGAAACUGUUAUCCUUUAGGGGACCAAACCACCUUAAGAGCGAAAUCGGAAACAAGCGCUCCACCCAGAACAAGCUGGUCACAUUACAUGAUUUAUGGGUAAUGAAGUCCAUCAACCUUGAGGAGAGUAUGAAGUUGCCUCGUGCAGUUUUAAAUUAAAUAAACAAGAACAAUAACAUAAAUACCACAUCACCGCGUGCUGUUUCUCCCGUACCGUGGUCGUCUCUGCAAAGCUUCACAUUCAGGAUGUCUUUCUCAGGAAAAAGAAAUAAAAAAUCUCGGGUUGUUUCAGGUCUGGAAGAGAGAGAUUAACUACUGGUUUCAUUUAGCAUUCAGACCCUCUUUCUUUUUUCUCUGUUAGUGUGUUUAUAUGCAUUAAUGUUGCAGAUAUUAGCCUCGUCCUAGUUGGGAUAUGGCAUUUUACACAAGACAAUAAGCUUCUUUGCACAUUCUUUACGUUUCCUGCUGUGUUUUAAUGUUUGGACUACAGAAACAGUUGUGCUGUCAAACAAACUCAAAUAUAAACCAGAUGUUGUUCUUUAUAUGCUAGGAAAUACCUGUUAAUAUCACCAUAUCCCAGCUAGUUUUCACACGAUUUUCAUAUUCAGGGUAUGGGCGUAUUCCAUUAAUAUACAUGCACCAACUCAUUAAGGGAAUAUUUCAUUAUCCUGAACAUGAGUGGAAUAUUAAUCUGCAUGUGAAGACACUGUCUCACUCUGAAUCUGUCACGUUAUCUUUAUCCAGUCACUCACUUUCCUGUCUCAUCCUUCAGCAUUUUGCCCAAUACGUGGAGAUUUAGAGGAGAAACCUACUGUCUUGCACAUAAUCUGUAGUCCAAUAUGGUGAUCUUCAACAGAUUUAUCCCAAAAACUUGUUUUAAAGAGGUCAGGAAUAAACAAACUAACUAGAUGUAAACUGUGAAUUUAAGCUCCUGUUGCAGAAUAUCUGUUGUUUUCUGUUCAUCAUACUCAGGUGGUUUAACAAACUUUUCUACCACUGUUGUAAUAUAUUGUAUCUGUCAGUCAUUGUGUUGUUUCCUGAACUCUCCAAACUCUCUUUAUGUUCCAGAGAACAAACAAGGUACAGGAAGAAGCGGGCCCCUCUGACCGUAUAUUUUUCUAAUGGAUCACUUGAGUCCUGUUUAACAAAUUUAAAGUGGUCAUAUUAUGCUCAUUUUCAGGUUCAUAAUUUUAUUUUGGGGUUGUACUAGAAUAGGUUUACGUGGUUUAAUUUUCAAAAAACACCAUGUUUUUGCUCACACUGCACAUUGCUGCAGCACCUCUCGUCUUGAGUUUUAGCUCCCGAGUGAGGCGUCCCACUUUUAUUCGAUCUUUGUUGGGAGUUGCACAUGUGCAGUACCGAAGUAAGGACUACUAGCCAAUCAGAAGCAGAGUAGGGCGGGUCCUAACGAGCAAGGUAGUGUGAUCCAAAACAAACCCGCUUCAGCCGGUUACUAUGGCUUCGGUCCAGCCGUACAACCCGAACCAGCUCCACAACAGAGACUGGAGCAAGUUCAGAGUGGUAAGUUAUUCAUUUGUAACUAAUUUAUCUGUCAUAGGUAACGUUUUAACUGAGCACUCUCUCUACAUCACAGUAACAACUUUACGCCCAUUGGCUGCCUGGAGGGUAUCUAACGUUAUUUUAAUUUCAUAUUUAGGUGUACUUGUGGAAACUGCUCGAUUCGUGUGCAUUAUGACGCGUGUGACAUAGUGACGUAGAUGUGUUACGGAAGUAAAGGCUGGACUACAAUCGAGCGGUUUUCAGGCAGUUCAGGAGCAGAGUUUUCUGUGGGAGACGGUAACUCCCUUUGGGGUGGACUUUGCAAUAUAGGAAAGGGAAGAAUGUCAAAAAGCAUAAUAUGACCACUUUAACACUAUUACAAAAAGUAUUUUGAAUAUUAUAGAGAUGCUGAAUGGCUUCUUCUUCUUUUCUCCUUAAAUGGAAGUAAUGUAUUUUGCAUUACAAGCGGAGCAACAAGAACCAGCAUUUAGAAGUCACCAUUCGGCCAAAAUAAGAGAACUCCCUCCUCCUGUCCUUGGAUUUCUGAGGAGUUAACAAAGAGGAGGUGGCAGAAGAAGGAUAUUUAAGAGUAAUCCAAAUUAAUGUGAUGCCUCUCAUGUUAUCAAACUGGGAAAUCCACCAUUUUUGGUCUCAGACUUGGAGAUCCUGACCCUUUAUCCCAACCGUACUCGCAUUCGACAGCAAACUUCCCCCAGUGACUUGUACUGGAAACUCUGGUGUCAUGGACAUCUUCUUUUGUUUUGGCAGUUUUAGUGUAUCUUCCCGCUGGUAAACCUGAAAAUUUCCAGUUUCACUUGUUGGCUAAAAUACCAGAAGCACCAAAGACGAGCCACUAGCAUUUAACCAGUUGGGUACUUGAUUUUAAACACCAGCAGUUGGGCAUCACAAUGAUUUUGGACUAAAUACUGUAACCACAGUGCGGUCUGACUGGGUGUGAAGCUGCACCAUUUAUCAAAUUGUUCAGAGGUGGAUUAACGUGCUAAUCAGGGAUCAAUCAAAAGCAAUACCCUGAUGGACUUAAAAAAAGUAGACCACUAACUAUAAAACACUUGUCGUAAGCUGCACUGCACAUCCUCCACCCUCACCUCUGAUACUGGGAACAGCAGUUAACGUUGUGCCGUCACUGUUUUUCUCAUUGAUGUUUCCGUUAGAUGUCGUGCUGUUAUCUAUUUUUGUGCCUGUGUGUGCCUUUUUAUUUCCCCACAGAGCAGUAUUUGUUCGCUAUUCCUACUCUAUCGUGUUGAAAUCUCAGCAGAUGUCUUGACCAGCCAACGUGCCACUCUACACGCCUGGAAAUGCUUUCAUGUGAGGAAAAUGGUUCAUGAUUAAGAGUAUGGAAGUAUAAAACCUGCUCAGUGUUUUUAUCGUGACAAAACCACUAAACAAGGUUUCAUUUCAACAUGAAACUUUGUUCUUGUCAGACAAAAGCACUUUGGAUUCGAUGCAAUAAAAAGUGAAAAGGCAGCUUAAACAUGUUUAUCACUUAUACACACAACUUUUUGAGUUGUGUAAAAUGUUUCUCCUACAAAUUAUAUUCAGAGUUCGGGCUGCUGGGCGGAUCAGUGAAGUCUGUUGUCUCAUGCUAGCAGUCAAGCAUUGGCAUUUUUAGUAACCAUCUUUCUUUCACCUUUUAAAAAACAAACAAACAAAAAAACGGGUUUUGGUUACCUAAACGUCAAAUGAACAGACUGAAAGACAUUAGCAGAGAAGAUGUUUGCUGGUAUGUUCAAUAUAAAGACAAAUGUAAUCCAUAAUUAUCAGAUGAUUGAUGUUAAAAACUCACUGGGCCGAAGCGUUACCAAAUGGCCGCUGAUAGUAUUCUUGCUAGUUAGCUUGUGGCUAACUGUCCCCCUUGGUUGAAGUCAGGAAGACUAUCAGGCUACUGAGGAAAAAUAGCUAAAAGUAAUUUAUCUUUAUGUUGUGUUUUUCUUCCAAAUUAGAAAGUGUCCCCCAAAAAAUGGCCUGUUGGCAUUGAUAGCGUUUUUUUAUUGUGUAGGUUGCUAGCCGCAGCAGGUUUUCUCCGGUUUAAAGAAGGAAAUGUCAAAUUUGCAGUAUUUUGCACUAUAUUUGCUGCUUGACAGAGAAAUAUUUACCACAGUAUGACCAGAUGAGAAAACGUAACCAAGAACAAAUCAUGUUUACUGCUUGUACAUACUAAGAUAUCAAUAAGGCGAUCAAAGAUAUAAAAAUUUGUUUUAUUCUCCAUUCCCAAAAGUUAUUACAUACAAUAACUUUUGUAAAUGCAACACAAAGCAUCAAGUGGCUAUUUGUUUUUUCUCUACGUUGGAUUCUGAAGCAUUUUGUUGUUAAAGAUUUGUUGUCUGCUGAAAGCACUUUUCUAUUAUAGCAAAUAAAGUCUGUUCAUAUUC